Varroa destructor (honeybee mite) is the source of this 4621-nucleotide messenger RNA. RefSeq names its product alkaline phosphatase-like. NCBI's taxonomy places the organism in Eukaryota, Metazoa, Arthropoda, Arachnida, Mesostigmata, Varroidae. Gene Ontology annotation, molecular function: alkaline phosphatase activity. The record is from RefSeq and is a predicted model, not a curated record. Gene Ontology annotation, biological process: dephosphorylation.
AUAUCGUGUCGAUUUAGAACCGAACCUGAAUGGCACUCGCUACCAGUUCGCCAGAGCGAACGUGGCUCCUUCUGAGUUUCGUUGCCGAUUCGUUCGGCUAGCUGUAAAACGAAAUUUCAAAUUACUAUUUUGCGGUUUCUUGAAUAACAAUCCUAUAUGCGUACUCAGAAUUUCGCUGACAAAGUCGCUGACUGCGCUGUAAAUUGCUAGAUCAGUAUGUGAUUAAACAUACGUACAGCCGAACUUCAGUAUCGUUUUCCUCACGCAAAAAUUAAGCAUUAAAUAAGACAACCGGCUAAAAAAACUCACCGUAACCGUAUCGUCAGUUAGAAGUAGCCGAAGCAACAGUCGUGCUGACCAUAGAAAUAAGCGCUACUUUUUUUGACUGCCGGCGCCAGCCACAGGGUCGACAAAUCCCCGCCGUCUUGCUCUUUCCCUUUAGGAGACAACUUCAACAUUCAACGUCAACGCGCGGCAAUCGGCGCACAGAUAGAUACAGAGAUAGCUGGGGCGCGAGAGAAAGCCCACCUAGACGACAGAACCAGGUGAUUGGACGGAUUCCCACGACCCCUCCUAUUUGAUAUUGUGGCCAAUAAUAUAUCUGUAUAGUGCUUUUUAAUGCCGGUGCUGACGCUAAUACUGAACUUGGCUAGAAUGACGGCAAGUUACGCUCGCCACCACAUCUCUGCCUGAUACUUGUGGGUAUCUGUUUGUUGCUGUAGCCCCUGAGCUUCGUAUUCUGUUGCGUUUUAUAAGAAAGUGAACAUCAAUCUCAGCAGGAGCUUGAUCACCUCCUCGCACAGGUCCAGAGCAGCGUGUACAGCAUGCCAAAAACCCCAUGCACAUACUGUCGCUGCUGAUGGGUCAGUCCAAUCGCGCACACAGCCGCUAGCAACAAUACAAACAGCUGAUUUGUUACCGAACCCCUUGUUGCUUAACAAGUAACAACAAAAAUCAGCUAAUGCCAUUCUAAUUCAAUCGGUAUAGAAAAAAAAAAAAAAAAAAAAAAAAAACUAUACUAAUUGAGAAUACUGGCUUACCAAUUGACAAGUUGGCAUAAAAAGACCCUUGUUCACCGGGUUCUUUCCAUAUGAUUCUAUGCGUUUCUGUAGAAGCCAAGAACGACGACACCGCAGACAUUACGCUUUGAUUUGAAGCUUUUACCUGAAUUUGUCAGUGCAAGGCAGUGUAUCUGACACAUGGUGCGCAUGGAAGGAAAGAUCAAUCGAAUGGCAAGAAAAACGCUCGGUUUCAUCUAAUUGAGACUGAAAAAAAAAGUAGUGUUUAUGUGCCCAGUUCCUCAAGCGAAUUCUUGUAUUUGUAUACCCAAGGCGGGGGCUGAAGUUAAAAAAGUCGUUAAGCGUUUUUUGCUCCUGCUCCAAAGUUGACCGGAUUACAAAGGCAAAACCUGAUGAGGAGAUUGCAAUUUUGGUAAUGCGCGGGUUUGUUCGAUACAUGUUGCGUUUUUAGUAAAGCUUAUUGGCGCGCAAUUGUAGAGCAAAAAAAGGGGAACCAUAGAAAAAUGAUCAGCGCGAUGAUAUUGUAAGUGUUGACUGGUAUCGUGGGGUUAGGUUCAACUUGUGGAUAUAGUUGCUAGAGUUUGCUAAGGAAAAAAGUUUGUGCUCAAUCAAGUUAAACGCGUUCGUAGUGAAGAUAGAGAAGAACUUGAUGAAGUAUCAAAGCAAUCAUUUCUAGGGAAACUAACGCAGUUCCAGUGUCAAUGUGUAGUAUUGGCUACGUAUAGAAUAGAACGGAAUAACCAGGACGGUUGACAUUGCAGAAAUAAUGUAAUUCAUAAGCGAUGCGAAGGCCCAACAACGGAAGUACUUUUCUACAUCAUAUGGAUUCUUGGAAAACGGAAGAACGGCGGGAGGGCUCGAAUGGCCCGAGACCCUGUAUGAAAAGAGAUCAAAUCACCAAAACGGCAAAGAAGGAAAUAAUAAUAAUUUGAGCGUGUCAUGCUCUUCUUCAUGUCAUUCAACUCAUACGAGGAAAUUACGUCAGCGGGCGUCUGCCCCAGGCCUAUGAUGUUAAAUUGGAGAUCGACGCUUCUACACUUUCAACUGCUGCUAUUUCUCCACUUAAUCCUUCCCAGAUUAACCACGGCAAACAAAUUUCCACAAGACGAGCAGUAUCGAAACCCACAGGCCGCAUCUGAAGGGGAUCCAAAUUUUUGGCGGAAAGAAAGCUUUAACGCCCUCAACCAUCGCAUUAAUCGCCGUUUGAAUACCAAUGUAGCAAAGAACAUUAUCUUCUUUCUGGGAGACGGCAUGGGUGUGUCAACUGUCACUGCGGGGCGGGUGUACAAAGGCCAGAAGGCGCGUCGCUCCGGAGAAGAAAGCGUGCUUAAUAUGGACACCUUUCCUUACACCUCCCUCUGCAAGACCUAUUGCGUGGAUCGCCAGACAACGGAUUCAGCCGCUUCUGCAACGGCCUACCUAUGCGGAAUCAAAACUAAUAUGGGAGCGUUAGGCGUAACUGCUAAGGUAAAGCCUGCAAACUGCGAGGCCGCAACUGACGAGUCCAACCAAGUCGACAGUAUAAUGGCAUGGGCUCAGAAAGAAGGAAAAUGGACCGGGAUCGUAACGACCGAUCAAGUCGUAGGAGCGUCCCCCGCAGCGGCUUACGCUCACGCCUCAAGUCGUUCAUUUUACAGUGAGGUACCGGAAGGCUGUUCUGCAAUGGAUAUCGCUCAGCAACUGAUUCACGGCAAACCUGGCUCAAAAUUUAAGGUAAUUUUUGGUGGUGGUCGAAAGCAUUUUUUGCCAGUCAAUACCCGGCCAACCAACGAACGGCGUGUGAAUAUCGACAAUCCUGCUAUUAACGGUCGUGGGGUAAGGACUGAUGGUAGAAAUCUGCUUGAGGAGUGGCUACAAAAGCAUGAAAAGCUCAAUCAUACUGCCGCUUAUCUCUGGAGCUUAAAUCAUCUUCGGAUGCUUCACGAGGGCGAUUACAAUGAAGACUAUAUCCUUGGACUUUUCGCGUCGGAAGCAAUGGUGUACUCGAUGGACAAAAUUCUGGCACAGAGCAACGGAGAAGAGAUACCUGGGAAGGACCAGCCAACGCUUGAGGAAAUGACAAAGGCUGCCAUCAACAAACUCAGCCAAUCGCCUUCUGGCUAUGUGUUGUUUGUCGAAGGAGCCCGUAUCGACACGGCACAUCACGAAAAUCUGGCCGGCUAUUCUCUUGAGGAGGUGUACCAGUUCGAUAAGGCAAUUGCAGCGGCAGCAUCCAUGACAUCCGAACAAGAUACGCUCACUAUUGUAACAGCCGACCAUUCGCACGCGUUCACUAUUAAUGGAUACGCAUCCCGAGGAAAUGACAUUCUUGGCCAUGCCGGAAGAGACAUCAACAAAAAACUCUAUAGCACAUUGAGCUACGCUGCUGGACCAGGGUUCAGUCUCAACGAAGAUGACGAAGACCGGUUUACGAUGGUGAAUCAUUUUCUUCAGCCGGCUAUGAUGCAUACGAAAAAAGGAGUCCAUGGCGGCGAAGAUGUGGCUGUCUACGCAAAAGGACCUUGGGCUCAUCUUUUUACGGGUACCCACGACAACACCUAUAUACCACAUGCCCUGGCAUAUGCUGCAUGUAUCGGACUACGUGUGGGUCAUUGCGAUCGCAGAGGUCCAUUCAAUAGAUACGCACAUGUUAGUGGCGCUCUGCGAAGAAAUGCACGUGACCCUGUUAUAAGCAAGUUCGCCGCUGCAAGCAACCUAACGAUGAUCGAUCAUAUAAAUGGACAAACAAUCGCACCUGACGUGCUGAAAAAUCCACCUCCUCGACACGUUGUGGUAGAGCUUCCAGGUGAAUUACGUCAAUCUAUCAACCGAGCUCCUCGUCAACAUCUGCCAAUGGCAAGACGCGCUGAAGACGCUGAAGUACUCGUUUCGCGCCGAAAUGAGACAUCAGCCUUUGUCACGAAUAAUCGCAGCCCACAGAAAUCCCCCAAUCGUCUCACGCAAGGUCGAAGAGUUCAUAAAGUCGCCAAGAGAACAAAUCCCUAUGGCGCAUCAAUAGGAAAGCAUCCAGAGCAGCAGCAGCAGCAGCAGCAGCUGUGGCAACAUCAAGGAUUAAAUACAAUGUUAAAUUCGCACGGUACGUUCGUUAAGUCGUGAUCGGAAGCUUAUCUUCAUGAUCAUAAGUGGAAAUCAGUUAUCUAAAUUUUUUUUGUUAGGAUCCCGAAAUGGACGGUACCAAUUGGUUGCCAUUAAGUUGCGGAAUAAAAUCUCUCUCUCUAUAGAACCCUAUUUCAAUUGCUUUCCAGACUCGAGACUUAAGAUCGUAGAUUAUUUGAACGCUUCAAAUUAGACUAUGUGUAAGGUGUUCAUAAAAAUCAGAGGUAUUUUUUGUGUCUAAUCAACUAAAAUUAACAGAAACACCGCUAUCGAUAAUCGUUUUUUAUAUGCGUUUUCUUAAAUGACACUAAUAAUAUAAAAUGGAUGAAUAUUCAGCCUAAAAAUCGGCCGUGUAAAACAUUUUUACUAUGUUGAAGUCACGCCAUGUAGGUACUGUACCAGCCUUAAAUAUUUAUUUUCUACUGUAUAUAGCAAUCUAACCUAUCUAUUGUGAUAUUGUAACAACUCAUUAAUCAAACCAAAUAAUAAAUGAGUACAAGUUACGA